This is a messenger RNA of Melopsittacus undulatus (budgerigar), 1277 nucleotides long. RefSeq names its product synaptojanin 2 binding protein (gene SYNJ2BP). NCBI's taxonomy places the organism in Eukaryota, Metazoa, Chordata, Aves, Psittaciformes, Psittaculidae. The transcript has 4 exons. Gene Ontology annotation, cellular component: postsynaptic density membrane; neuromuscular junction; neuron projection. Gene Ontology annotation, biological process: cell-cell adhesion; receptor localization to synapse; establishment or maintenance of epithelial cell apical/basal polarity. The coding region runs from base 320 to 760 and encodes 146 amino acids. The record is from RefSeq and is a predicted model, not a curated record. Gene Ontology annotation, molecular function: protein binding.
AGAAGCCGUGCUCCGCAGGCCGUCCCGGGCCCCCCGCCCUCAGGAUGUGCCUCUCUCCGGGCGCGCACCGGGCACCGCUCCCCAUGGCGCAGCCGCCGCGGCGCCGCCGCUGGUUCGGAGGGCCGGGCCCCGCGGGCACAGGCGGGUGCUGGGCCCCGGUGUUCCUCGCCGCGUGCUGGCUGGCAGCAGGCUCCCGUCAGCGUGCGGCGCGGCCGGCCGCGGACUACAACUCCCAGCGCUCCGCGGCGUGGCCCUCCGGCGGCGGCCGAGGAAACGAAAGCGGCCGCCCCAGGAGCAGAUUUCACCUUCAGGCCGCAGCAUGAACGGCAGCGUGGCGGGCGGCGGCUUCUCCGAGGAGAUCAUCAACCUCACCCGCAGGUCCUCCGGGCUGGGCUUCAACAUUGUUGGUGGGACAGAUCAGCAGUACAUUUCCAAUGACAACAGCAUCUAUGUCAGCCGGAUCAAAAAGGAUGGGGCAGCUUACCUUGAUGGCCGAUUACAAGAAGGAGAUAAAAUUUUAUCGGUCAAUGGCAGAGACUUGAAGGAUUUGCGGCACAAGGAUGCUGUGGAACUGUUCAGGAAUGCAGGCUGUGACGUGUCUUUGAAAAUUCAGCGCAGGUUGCAGCCACAGAAUGGCCCUGUGGGUUAUCGAGGCGAUGGAGAAUCAGGUGGGCUUCCUCUAGCAGCCAUUCUUGUGCCAGGCCUGGCACUUGCUGCGGCAGCGGUGUGGAUCUUGCUGAGAUAUCGACAGCAGAUAUGAAGAGUUCACGUUUUGGAUAUCACUGCAUAUUUACACAGCUAUGACGUAAUUUAAAGAUAGAGAAUCAACUAUCUUAUCACAGACUGAUGUCAAAGAGGAUCAUUGCCUAUCAUAAAGCUGCUGCUGAUGUUCUCUAUAUAUUGAUUUUGUUGCAGGAUGAAUGGAAGCAGAGAGGAAAAUGGGAAGGGUGAUCACUCUGUUCACAUAUAGGGUGAGAUAGCUGUUUUUUUGACUAUCUGGGGAGGUUUUGACAUCCCCCUCUAUUUUGCACCAUGAACUUUCAAACACUUAUCUGUACCAUGUUUUAAGAUGUGAUUUGGUUAAACAGCAUGGGGAUUGGGGUGGUUUUAAAUCACAAACAUUUACUAGAGGCUUUGCCUUGUUUCCACUGUAUUUUUCUUGAAACUAAUGAACCCUGUCUAAAACAUGAAUAAAGAGAAGCAACACAGAGGGUAUAUUAUCUUUUCCACUGAAUUUUUGUUGGUUGUUGCUAAAUGAAUACCUUAGGAAAAAUGUG